Cylas formicarius (sweet potato weevil) is the source of this 2991-nucleotide messenger RNA. Its product is annotated as nephrin-like. Gene Ontology annotation, molecular function: protein binding. NCBI's taxonomy places the organism in Eukaryota, Metazoa, Arthropoda, Insecta, Coleoptera, Brentidae. The transcript is spliced from 14 exons. The coding region runs from base 436 to 2784 and encodes 782 amino acids. The record is from RefSeq and is a predicted model, not a curated record.
CAGGGUUUGUUUCGGGACAUUUUCGGGACGCAACAACCUAAUUACGCGAUGCACCACGAGACAGCGACGCCGUAACGUCGCACGCCAAGGACGUACUCAAACGUCAAGGUGUAAAGUCUCUCGUAGACGCGCCCGGACUAAUAUAAUGGAUAAAGUUUUCCCUUUAAGUGUUCGUUGUUUGUCGGUGUGUCGUGUUCUGUGUAUCAAUUUAAGUGACACCUACGUUAUCGGGAUCUAACCCGGGAUUAUAAGACGUCUUGUGUUUCUAGGUAUAGCUCAAGGUCGAGGUUCGUCUUCUAGAAUUAAGGAAUAUAAUUGUAAAGAUAAGCUUCAGUCUCGAUGUUCUUCCUGAAGUUCUAAGUCCUCCACAACGAGCCAAAUACUUAUAAGCUGGUCACAUUUCUACCUCAUCCGGUCAUGUAGAAACGGUCGAGGAUGUCCAGCCGCGGAUUCCUAGUAUUAGUGCUGUUGGUGACAUGUUCUGUCGCCGAGCAGGCGACCGAAUUCGCCGAGGCUUCCGACGGUGGUACGGCCUCCCUUCCCUGUAGUUUAGCCCCCACUCAAAUUCCGGACAAAAUAGCAAAUAUUUUGUGGUAUCGCGGUGCCGAGGAAUCUCCCUUUUAUAAAUAUGACGCGAAAAAUGUCCAUCCGCAACAUUGGGCGGAACCUGCUCUUCAAAACCGGUACUUUCUGCGUGUGCUAGACGAUCAACGAGCGAUCUUGUCCAUAUCCCCGGCCAAACAUUCGGACGAAAACGUCUUUCACUGCAGAGUAGAUUUUCAACAGUCGCCGACCAAAAUCACCCACGUCAACUUGACAGUUAUCGUACCGCCAACGAGCGUUCAAGUCAGCGACAGCGCUGGUCUCAUCAAAAAUGGCAUUACUUCCUCGUAUGCAGAAGGCGCAAGUAUCACACUCACUUGUACGGCAACUGCGGGUCGACCUUUGGCUAGGGUUUCCUGGUGGAGAGAUGGUGAACUAAUAGUAGACGAAACUCAAUAUUUCCCGGAGCGUGCCAAAUCGCAGUCCGUUCUCAAAAUCGACAAACUCACAAGAUCGCACCUACUAGCUGUCUACAGCUGUGAGGUAAACAACAGCAAGCUCCAACGGCCGCUGGUGGUCAGAGUAGCGAUCGAUAUGUACCUGAGACCGCUCGAGGUCACUUUAUUAGGAAAUAAUCCAGAAUUUAGUGCUGGUAAGAAAUACAACGUCACCUGUAGGAGUAAAGGUUCCAGGCCGCCAGCAAUUAUCACUUGGUGGAAGGAUGGAAUAUUACUAGAAGGAGGAAUAGUUACAGUUAGUUCUGACGGGAAUACUACGACGAGCGUUUUGUCAUUUAAUCCUAGCGCAGCGGAUCAUGGACUUGUUCUUGCCUGCAAAGCGUCCAAUCAAAGGAUACCACUUAGCGAACGGCAGCAAACAUGGAUGCUCAAAGUGCUUUAUCCGCCGAAGGUCGCAUUGAGUCUAGGCCACAGGCUCGACGGAAACGAUAUUAAAGAGGGGGCCGAUGUUUACUUCGAGUGUCAUUUAAUAGCAAAUCCCUGGGUGCGGCAUGUUUGGUGGCUCCGGAAUAGCGAACGGCUCCAUAGUAAUGCCAGCGCCGGCAUCAUAGUCAGCAAUCAAACGCUUGUUUUGCAGGGGGUGAGCAGAGCAAGCUCGGGGAAGUAUAGCUGUGAGGCCACGAACAAGGAGGGCACUUCGUCUAGUCCGCCUUUCCACCUUCGGGUCAAAUACGAGCCGGUCUGCAAAGAUGGGAUCGUUCGGAAAGUUGUUGGCGCUGCCAAAGACGAACCCGUCCAAGUGGAAUGCAAACUAGAUGCAGAACCACCAGCGACCCAAUUUCGUUGGAGCUUCAAUAGCACUCCUGGUAUUUCUAGAGAAAUGACUGAGCAUAUCGUCGAGGAAGAGGAUAUUAGUGUGUUAACUUACAUACCACACUCCGCUUCGGAUUAUGGGACAUUGCAAUGCUGGGGUACCAACGAAAUUGGCGUGCAAAGGGUCGCUUGCACGUACCACGUAGUACCGGCUGGAAGGCCGGACCCACCGCAGGGUUGUUCGAUGAUUAACAUAACCCAUCAUUCUGUUACGGUGACGUGCAAGAAAGGAUUCGAUGGGGGUCUGAAACAAAAAUUCGUUCUAAUGUUGUACGCUGGGGACCUUGCCGUUGCCAAUAUAUCGGCCCUCGCUACCCCAGAAUUUUACAUUCCGAAUUUGGAACCUGCCCAAGAAUAUUAUGCUUCAAUUUAUUCAUUCAACUCAAAAGGAUCGUCAAAAUAUCCUAAUUCUCUGCAAAUACGUACACUCCCUGCGCCCGGUCUGAAAGAACUCCGAAGAUCGACGGAACCGUCCGAAAGCCCGACAAAGGCCAUAUCAGGACCGUGGUUAUAUAUUAUGCUAGCUGCUGGAUCAACGUUGAUAGUCGCAGCGGCUGUGGGGCUCAUAAUAUUUGCCAUUAGAAGGUUCAGGGUAGAAAGCCCAACACGGAAUCCACAAAUUCGUAGUCCAAAGCAAGAGGAAACGCCAUCGAACUCGAUAGUGCAGCCCAUUAUGACGGACUCGUUGAAUGAGGACGAUAACAAUCCAGAUCUCAUACCUCCUACGUACGAGAGCUUGCUGGACUCAUCGACGUUGCCUCCGUACACCAUAACUGCGCGUCCUCAAAGCAAACGCAACUGCGCAACACAAAUGCCAGUCAAGCCGUACCACGUGACAUGGGCACCGAUACUUCAAUCGCGCAACUGUUCCACGCAGACGCCACCCCCACACAAGGAAAGUUCCGUCUAGUCCACGUGGUUUCAUCCCCUUCUCCCCUUACCCGCAGAGCAGAAGUCUUCGAAUCCCAAUCAGAUGUCUCGGCACCGGGACCAAUACCACCUGUGAUAUUUGUGAAUAUCUCAUAUUUUUAAGCAUUACAUUUAAAAACAUUAUCAAAUGAAUAAGUAAAAAAAACUGUUACACGCUGUUAUUAUUUCAUUGUCAAUAAAAUAUCAU